AUGGAAAGGGGGAAUUGGACAUUCGUGACUGAAUUUAUUCUUGUGGGGAUACCAACCACCAGAGCCCUUGGAGGUCUUCUCUUCUUGACUUUCUUACUGGCUUACUUGGUGACACUCCUUGGAAACACACUUAUUAUCACCCUCAUAUUGGUGGAUUACAGGCUCCAGGUACCCAUGUACUUCUUCCUCAGCAAUUACUCUUUCAGUGAAAUUUUAACCACAACCUGUGCAGUUCCCAAGAUGCUAGCAGGGUUUCUCUCAGAGAGGAAGAGCAUUUCACUUGGUGGAUGCUCUGUACAGUCCUAUUUCUACUUCCUCUCUGGAUGCACUGAGUUUAUUCUUUUCGCUGUCAUGUCCUAUGACCGCUAUGUGGCCAUCUGCAGCCCCCUUCAGUACCCUGUGAUCAUGACCAGCUCACUCUGUGUCCGUCUUGUCAUCCUCUCCUGGGUGGGUGGCUUUCUCCUCAUCCUCCCAUCUACAGUCCUUAAGGCAGGACUUCCCUACUGUGGCCCCAAUGUGAUUGAUCACUUUUUCUGUGACAGUGCCCCACUCCUCCACUUGGCCUGUGCUGACGUCCGUAUUAUUGAGCUGCUGGACUUCCUCAGCUCCCUUGUCCUGUUCAUCAGCUCCCUCUCACUCACAGUUGUCUCCUAUGUUUACAUCAUCUCCACUAUCCUGAAGAUACCGUCAGGCCAAGGUCAGCGCAAAGCCUUUUCAACCUGUGCUUCGCACUUCACUGUGGUCUCCAUGGGCUAUGGGAUCUCCAUCUUUGUCUACGUCCGCCCCUCACAGAAGAGCAGCCUGCACCUCAACAAGAUUCUUUUCAUCCUCUCUACGGUCAUCACGCCACUCCUGAGUCCCUUCAUCUUCAGUCUUCGCAACAAAGCCAUGAAAGAUGCACUGAAAGACUUGGUCAAGGGAUGA
This is a messenger RNA of Cynocephalus volans (Philippine flying lemur), 924 nucleotides long. RefSeq names its product olfactory receptor 6M1-like. NCBI's taxonomy places the organism in Eukaryota, Metazoa, Chordata, Mammalia, Dermoptera, Cynocephalidae. The transcript has a single exon. Gene Ontology annotation, cellular component: membrane. Gene Ontology annotation, biological process: G protein-coupled receptor signaling pathway. Gene Ontology annotation, molecular function: G protein-coupled receptor activity; olfactory receptor activity. The record is from RefSeq and is a predicted model, not a curated record. The coding region runs from base 1 to 924 and encodes 307 amino acids.